GGGCUGGGACGUCUGGUGGUGGCUCUCAUGCAGGAACUAACGAGGAUGAAGCAAGAACACACGCGAUUGGAGGCGGCUCUCGCGGCCAAGGCGGACGACUAUAACAAGCAGGUCUCGAAGCUAUACGAGGAGCUGGAGUGCCAGAUCAGCGGAGAGAGGUCAAAGGUGGCCCUCGAACACAGCCAGAAGGAGGCGCGCGCUCUCGCCAGUCUGGAAACCGAGGUAGCCGAGAGGGAGGCAGCGCUGCGAAGUCUGGAGGAAGAGCAGCUGAAGAUGAGGCAGAGACUUGAGCAGGUCCUGGCAGCUGAGACCGCAGCACGAAGCGAGAAUUCGUUCCUCUCGCAGCAUGUGGAGAAGCUCGAGGCCGACUUGAACCGCCGAGAGUUCGAAGUGCAAGAGCUACAGUCCACCCUCGACGCCCUCAAGCACAGGACUAAGGAAGAGAAACGCAGGAGAGCUCACCAAGCCUUCAAGGUGCGCUGUUGCCAAAUGUUGUGAGGUUGAAAAGUGUUG
Messenger RNA from Penaeus vannamei (Pacific white shrimp), 513 nucleotides. Lineage: Eukaryota; Metazoa; Arthropoda; Malacostraca; Decapoda; Penaeidae. The record is from RefSeq and is a predicted model, not a curated record.